Molecule: messenger RNA, 423 nt
Organism: Solanum stenotomum
Lineage: Eukaryota; Viridiplantae; Streptophyta; Magnoliopsida; Solanales; Solanaceae
Product: premnaspirodiene oxygenase-like
Exons: 2
Coding region: 1-423 (140 amino acids)
Molecular function (GO): monooxygenase activity; iron ion binding; oxidoreductase activity, acting on paired donors, with incorporation or reduction of molecular oxygen
Source: RefSeq, a predicted model, not a curated record
AUGGUCAUGGCAGGAGCCGAAACAUCAUCGACAACACUUAUUUGGGCAUUCUCAGAAAUGAUAAAAAAUCCAGUUGUUAUGGCGAAAGCACAACUUGAAGUUAGAGAAACCUUAAAAGGAAAGAAGACAUUUGAAGAUAUCGAUACAGAGGAGUUGAAGUAUUUGAAAUUAGUGAUUAAAGAAACACUAAGAGGAAAUAACUUUGAGUUUAUUCCGUUUGGUGCAGUAAGAAGAAUGUGUCCAGGAAAGUUAUCCGGUUUAGCUACUGUAGGGCAUUCUUUAGCUAAGUUGUUGUAUCACUUCGAUUGGAAACUUCUUGAUGGAGUUAGUGUUGAUGAUUUUGAUAUGACUGAAGCAGAAGGAGUAGCUGCCUGUAGAAAGAAUGAUCUUUGUUUGAUUACUACUCCUUUUGAUCUCUCUUAA